AUGCCGAUGAACUGCCGUAUCCCAUCACGGUUGCGAUGCGAUCAGGCAUGCAUGGGGCGACUCGACAGCUGGCUUCUGGCCCCGUCAACUUCCACCGCAAAGAAGUGCAGGACGAUUGUGACGGGAGGACGGAAGCCAGCCUGCGCUCAUCUCUACCAGGAUGGCUCUGUGGCCAUUGAGGGGCCUUCGCACUUGAUUAUCGAUUUCUGCCGUGUGCAGAACCGACUGUUCGAUGUGCGGCAGAUUGCGGCGACGUCCUCGGCAUUCGCAGCUUUGCGAGGGGACGGAGCCGUAGAGACCUGGGGAAACCCCAAUCAAGGAGGUGACAGCACGGCGGUGCAAAGCCAGCUUCAGGAAGUGAAGAGCCUGGCUGCGACCGACGUAGCUUUCGCUGCACUUCGGCACGAUGGGACCGUCGUGACGUGGGGUGACCCCUAUGACGGGGGCGACUCUCGAAUGGUUCGCAAUGAGUUGAAGGAGGUCGAGCAGAUCGCCGCCUGCUCGUGUGCCUUCGCGGCGCUCCUGGGCAGUGGUCGGAUAGUGACAUGGGGAGAUCACUUCGAUGAUGAAGGGCCCAUUCGAGAGCUGCGCCACGUGAGGGAGAUCAGGGGACUGCAGGCUCACGCAGCUUUUGCGGCGCUGCUGCGCGACGGCACGGUGGUGACCUGGCAGGAGCCGGAGCUGAGACCCUCGGCUGCCACGCAGCGGCUGCUGCGCGGCGUGGUCAAGCUGGAGUCAUCUGGGCACGGCUUCGUGGCAUUGAGGAGCGAUGGCGUGAAAGUUUCCUGGGGUGACAACUUGGAAGAUGUACACAGACCUGAUAGAAGGAGAGCUGUCGGAGAUCGGGUGAAGAUAUCCUCUGAGCGGAAUCGCCUGAAAUUGCAACAUGGACCCUAA
Messenger RNA from Symbiodinium natans, 897 nucleotides. Lineage: Eukaryota; Dinophyceae; Suessiales; Symbiodiniaceae. The record is from the annotation of a GenBank genome assembly.